This is a messenger RNA of Dothidotthia symphoricarpi CBS 119687, 562 nucleotides long. RefSeq lists its product as uncharacterized. The transcript is spliced from 2 exons. Lineage: Eukaryota; Fungi; Ascomycota; Dothideomycetes; Pleosporales; Dothidotthiaceae. The record is from RefSeq and is a predicted model, not a curated record. The coding region runs from base 112 to 423 and encodes 103 amino acids.
CCGUGAUUGAAGGUUGUCCAUUGUUACUACCCUAUAUCCUCUCGUUAGGUGUCAAUUGCAUCUUGUUUCUAUCAGAUAACAUUACGUUUUGUCUUCGAAAGGUGGCGCGUAAUGUCAUUCGAGACUCCACAACACAGAUGUCAUGAAAAGCUCUUAACAUUUUACUGGUCAUGUGGCCUCGUACGACUAACAUUUGACUUCUGUAGAGGGAUCGGAGCAUCUGGUUCUCGGCCGCGGGAAUGCAUCUUCGCCGCGCUCGACGAAACACGACCGCGGCAACAAUCGUUCGCGGCGGUCUUACUUCUGCAGUUUUCACAGUCUACUGGCGCGGCAAUGUUUACGUUUGCUUGUGAUUCGAUAAGGAGACGGGGGCUUUUCACGAGAUUGUGUCUCACCCCACCAUGCCCCGCCGUGACCCUAUGACGACUGAGCGCGAUUCAACAAAAUAAAAACACUCCACUCGUCUCAACUAACAUCUCUCACAACCAUCUGACAUACUCAAACACUUCCAACAUGUCUCUCUCCAACAAGCUCUCUAUCGCAGACGUCGACCUCAAGGGCA